Molecule: messenger RNA, 1328 nt
Organism: Rattus rattus (black rat)
Lineage: Eukaryota; Metazoa; Chordata; Mammalia; Rodentia; Muridae
Gene: Pgbd2
Product: piggyBac transposable element derived 2
Molecular function (GO): sequence-specific DNA binding
Source: RefSeq, a predicted model, not a curated record
GGCCUCGCUCUCUGACUGUUCUGUCUUUGCAGAGAUGACCCUGCCAGGGGAGGAGCACACUCAAAGAUAACAGUGAACCCGAUGAAAGUGAUAGUUUUGCCAAGGUCAGGCCCCCCUCAUCAUCAGUAUGAACUGUAACUUCCAGAUCCUGGAAGAGUUCUACAGUUUUGGCAAAUCCAUCUGUGAGUACUUUGGGCGGGGACCCAAGCAGCUAUACUCAAGGAAGCCAGUCCGUCUGGGCUACAAGAUUUGCUGUGGGACGACCAGCAGAGGCUACCUGGUGUGGUUUCAACCUUCACAGGGCACUCUGUUCACCAAGCCCGACAGAGGCUUGGAUGUAGGGGCCAGUAUGGUGGUCAGGUUUGUGGAUGCACUUCAGGAAUGUGGCUGCCUGCCAUGUCACAUAUUCCUUGAUAAGGUCUUUACAAGUGUCAAACCGAUGUCCAUUUUGAGGGAAAAGGGGGUGAAAGCCACAGGAACUGUUUGUGAGUACAGGACUGAGUGCUGUCCCCUCAAGGAUGCCAAAGAAUUGAGGAAAAUGAGAAAGGGCUCUUUUGACUACAGGGUGGAUGAAAGCCAGGAGAUCAUUGUGUGCCGCUGGAGCAACAGCCACGUGGUAAACAUCUGCUCCAAUGCGGUGAGCAUAGAGCCAGUCACACCCAGCCACAACCUGGGAGCAGCCAAAGCUCAGACACAGGUCCACCAACCAUCCCUGGUGAAGCUUGAUCAGGAAAAGGCCAGAGGGGUUGGCCGAAUGGACCAGAAUAUCGCCAAGUAUAAGGUGAAGAUCCGGGGCAUGAAGAGGUACCUGAGCUUCAUCGGCUACAUCAUCGACGCAGCCCUCAACAAUGCGUGGCAGCUGCAUAGGGUGUGCUGCCAGGACGGGCACGUGGACCUACAUUCCUUCCGCAGCUACGUGGCCCGCGUGUAUCUGGAGAGCAAUGAGGACACAUCCUCACCCGGGAGGCGGAGCCCGUGGGUGGAAACUGAGAGCCGCUUCAAUAUGAUUGGACACUGGAUUGUCCAUUAAGACAAAAGGACCCAGUGUGCCCUCUGCCACUCACAGACCAACACCUGCUGUGAAAAGUGCCAGAAGGGUGUCCAUGCCAAGUGCUUCCAAGAGUACCACAUUCCGUGAGGCCUGAGACCUGCUUCUUCCAGCUACAGUGACAUCACCAGGAACACUUGUGGGUUUUCUAUGUAGCAUUUUUGACACCCAUUACUAAUGUCUUGGUUUUAUAUUCUCUCCCAGGCCCCAUCACAGUUCUCUUUUAAAUUUUGUAUUCUAUUAUGCCUAUGUGUCAUGUAAAGUUGUAUUUAUGUUAGUA